AUGGACAGGGACCUGAAUCUCAGCAGGGCAGAAACCUUUUCAUUCAUCAAUCCCUGGAUCCGUUAUUUUCUCUUCCUCUCCAGUUUCUUAUUUUGGGUAUUUUCUUUAUGCAUUGUUGCUAUAGGAGUAUAUGCUACAGUUCACAAAGCAACUGAGCCGGUUCAAGACACCUUCCUCAUCAACCCAGGCAUCAUAUUAAUAGUGGUGGGUGUUGUCAUGUUCUUUAUCACCUACUGUGGAUGCAUCGGAGCACUGCGAGAAAACAUUCCACUCCUUAAAACAUUUUCUUUCAGCCUCACGCUGGUCUUCCUCGCCCAACUGAUAAUAGCAAUCCUGAGCUUCAUUUACUCUGACCAGACACGAGAUGCUCUGGGGAAAUUUGUGAAGAAAGCCAUCGUGCAUUACCGUGACGACCUGGACCUUCAAAAUCUCAUGGACUACAUUCAGCAAGAGUUUCGAUGUUGUGGCUGGAAUAACUACACCGACUGGUCCUGGAACAUCCAUUUUAACUGCAGUCGGAGAAACCCAAGCGAGGAGACGUGUGCAGUUCCUUUCUCCUGUUGCACCCCUGCACCUACAAAGACUGUGAACAACACUAUAUGUGGUUUUGGGAUUGAAGCUCAAAAGCACUUGAAGGCUGCAGAGUCCAUUUACACAGACGGAUGUGCAGAUAGAGCAGCAACAUGGGUUGAAUCUCAUCUGCUUUUAGUCGGGACUCUGGUUUUGGGUCUGGCUCUACCACAGAUCGCAGGCAUCAUGCUGUCUCAGAUGCUCAUUUCUCAGAUCGAGAACGAGAUUAAUUCAUUACCCUAG
Messenger RNA from Clarias gariepinus (North African catfish), 813 nucleotides. RefSeq names its product tetraspanin 33b (gene tspan33b). The record is from RefSeq and is a predicted model, not a curated record. The transcript is spliced from 8 exons. NCBI's taxonomy places the organism in Eukaryota, Metazoa, Chordata, Actinopteri, Siluriformes, Clariidae. Gene Ontology annotation, cellular component: membrane. Bases 1 to 813 code for a protein of 270 amino acids.